AUCACGGUCACACUGUACCGACUUCACGUGUUGCAAUUUGUUUUCAAUUUAGUUUAUCAAAUAAAGUUUAAAAUAUGUCCAAGUUUCUUUCGUAUUACAACCUAUUCCCGAUACCGGAUCCCAAGGAGUUCUUGGGCAUGUCCUCGGAUGGGGAGAAGGGCAACGUGGUGACGACACUGGCACGCAAUGUGGUCGUGGUUUUAAAUAUUAGCACACAAAAGCAGCUGCUCAGUUGGUCCCUUCCAGAAAAGCUAUCGUCCAAAGUUAUAUACGAUCCCAGCAGCCAGAAAUAUGUGGGUGUCUUUGGAAACCACUCUCUGCGCCUUUGGGAUGUGGACACCAGCGAUGUGUCUAAGUGCAAGAAACUGAAGUUCCAGAAAAGUAUUGCUCACUUGGUGGAAAACACCCAGGAAGCUUUGGUUCUCUUCAGUGAUGGCGACUGCCAAACGCUCUCUCAGGCACUGGCUUCGCGUAAGGAUCAGAAAGAAGAUACGGCCUUGCAACUGUCCCUGGCAGCCAGCAAAAUCAUCAGCAAGCCAACUAUUUACACAACGCCCCAGGGCCAGCAGGUGCUUACGUUUUUCGAAGAGACAAAGGCCACUGGUGAACUGCAGCUCAUCCGGGUCGCCUUGGCCACAGCCACCAGGCGGGAGUACCACAUCAAAAGAGAAGAUGUACGGCUAACUGGUUACGCCGUCAUCGAGGGGGACGCGGCUCCUCAAUUAUUGACCAUUUGGUCCGACAAGCGAAUCUUCAUGCUGAACUUGGCAGACCGAACUUCGGAGCGUUCGCCCGGGCAAUUUGUGUCUAUGCUGGCCGAGCUGAAUGUGGAAAGCAAGCUGUCUGUGCAUGGAGUAUCUAGGAAUUUCGCAGCAAUCUACGGGGCCAACUAUGGCCAGGAAGGGGGCUCUCUAUUGGUAUAUAACACGCAGUUCAAAGUGGUGAAUGCCAAGCAGUACUUCAAGGUGUACCUGGACUUCUCUCGCCUGUGGGCCGGGGAUGAGCACAUCCUGCUGGCUAUGGGUCAGAAUAUAGCUGCCGUACGGUACCGUAUGAACCAAGAGGUUCUGGUGGACAUGUUGGGCUCCCAGUUCAGAGACACCCACCUCACGCCCAUCGAACUGGAUCAUAUCAACGAGGAGGAGCACCUAGAGUCAGUCAUCAAGUUCGAUGGCAGCACUAAGCCCUUCAAUUAUCGGACUAUUAAAUCCAAGUUGAACAAACACCUGUCUACUCCCGAGUUGCAGGCUGCCGAUGGAAAGGAGUUGGCAUAUGACCCUCCUGAGUUAGUGGAGCAAGAGAUUAGCGAAAUAAUCAAGCACCAUGUUCAUGGAGAGGCCAACAGCUGCGAAAACGGACUUGAAGAUGUAAGCGUGACUCUGAUGACAAACUUCUUUGAUGCAGGACCAAUGAACACGGCGGUCCAGGCUUUGGUCCGACAGCUGGAAAGGAGUGGAGCUGGUGAAGAGGAGAUUAUCGAAAAGAUUCUCACUCUUUUCAUUAAGACAGGAAACAGGGAACAUGUGCUGAUGUGCCUGCGGCGCUAUAGCAACAUAUCAGAGAAAAUGCUGGCUUGGUCACUGCGAUUUGCUUUAGAUACGAGUGACAAUCCAGCUCAAGUCAACGGCCAUGCCCAGGACGAAGCAGUGGAUGCCAAGAAGUCUAACGAUACGCUGCUGAACGCAGUGCUUUCCUGCAGCUUUGAUGCCAGCGGUAUUGAGGAGCACCUUCGCCAUCAUCUGGAAUUAGUGCACGUGCAGCGCCUAAUGAAUCACCUAUAUAAGCUAGCUAGUGAUCCCAGUGCCCAGUUGGAGGAGCGUCCGAAUCGUAACUACUCGUUGGUUCAAACCGAGCUCCAGGCUCUCCAAUGGUUCGGCUGCCUCCUAACCUCCCACUUUACCCUGCUGAGCGUCUCGAGGGACGACGCUUUGCUUGAGACCCUCUCCAAUUGGGCUGAGCUCCUCUCCUUCUAUGAGAACAGUUUAUUUGACUUGGCCAACAUUAUUCCACUGCUCACGAAUAUUGUUGAGAAGCGAAAGAUGAAACCCAUUUACUCCACAACGUGGUAUGGCGUCGAGGAGGUCGUACUCUACUAGGGCAACAAUGUAAAGGACUAUUAAGCUUUUUUCCUAAGAUUGUUAUAAAGUGCUAAGUUAAAUAAAUAUAUAGUUUACUUGAA
Messenger RNA from Drosophila kikkawai, 2179 nucleotides. Its product is annotated as nucleolar protein 11. Gene Ontology annotation, cellular component: nucleolus; nucleus. Gene Ontology annotation, molecular function: RNA binding. Gene Ontology annotation, biological process: maturation of SSU-rRNA. The record is from RefSeq and is a predicted model, not a curated record. Lineage: Eukaryota; Metazoa; Arthropoda; Insecta; Diptera; Drosophilidae.